AUGUCUCUUCACGCGUUGAGAUCACGAUGCAUACCAAGACUUGCAAGGUCUAUCCCCAACCAGCUGCUUGGUUCUUCAGGGCGUUGUACUAUAUCCCAACUCCCAUCAGUCAAGAGCAGAUUCUCAAAUAGGCAACAAAACGCAGCAUAUAGCAGCACAUCGUCGUUGGAACCGAGUGCAGAGUUUGGUCAGAGCUGGGACGAGUACAAAAAAUUCUUUCAUUUCCCGCCAGCCUCGCCUGCUGCCGACUUUCAGGUCGGCCAAAAAGUUACAGUCCAUGGCUUUUUGCAGAAGCGUCGUGACAGAUCUUCACGCCUUAGUUUUGUCGACAUCGUGGUUGACAAUGGACCAAGAAUACAGCUCAAGUCUGAAUGGUCUGAAAAGGACUCGCCCGCACACCUUGCCCACCAGCAACUCAAGUCGGUGCCUGCAUGGAGUUCCGUUGCCGUCACCGCUCAUGUAUCCAGUCUGAAAGAUGGCGAAAACACUGGCUCGACGCCAUCAUCACCAUCUGCUGGCGGCAGAUUCCCAUCUGGCGUGGAUGAAGUGGAACUUGAACUCGUUUCCAUUCAGGCUCUGAACCCCUGGCCCAAGGACAUCAUCGUAUCCGAGGGUGUCCAAUUCCCUGCUACGGCUCGACAUCUCCAGCUUCGGUUUUCCGAUACUCUGAGGGACAGGAUGAGGUUUCGACAGCAUGUCAAGUCAAACGUAACUUCGUGCCUGGAGAAGGAAAACUUGUCCGAGGUUGAGACGCCCAUCCUCUUCAAAUCCACCCCUGAGGGAGCACGUGAAUUUCUGGUACCAACAAGGCGACCAGGGCUCGCGUAUGCUCUACCCCAGAGCCCCCAGCAGUAUAAACAGACUCUCAUGGCUGCCGGCUUUGGUGGCUACUUUCAGUUUGCACGAUGCUUCCGAGAUGAGGAUCUCAGGGCGGACAGACAGCCCGAGUUUACGCAGUUGGACAUGGAAAUGUCGUUCUCAACGGGUGAGGAUGUUAUGCGCACUGUCGAAAAGCUCAUGAAACAAGUGUACACCAAUGUCGCCGCCAAUUUUGUUCAAGUUGUUGAUGCGGACGGCUGGCAUCCAGUCAGCCGUGACAGACACCGUGGAAAACGAGGCAAUUCCGACGAAAGUGUUCGAGACUUCCCUUCCAUUGAUGAUGGGCCGUUUCCACGUAUGUCUUACCAAGAUGUCAUGUCGCUGUACGGGUCCGACAAACCAGAUCUGAGGAUACCAGGCCAGAUUGAACGGGUGGAACAUGUGCUGCCAGCUCAGUUUGUCAGCAUGAUAUCGGAAAUCGAAAACCCAAUCAUUGAUUGCUGGCGGUGUACACUCGAUGGAGGUUCCCCACGAGAAUACCAGAAGUUUUUCAGCAAAAUCCUUUCAAAUCUCCCACUUGGUCUGAACCGAAACCCUGACGGCGAGCCUGCAAUACUUGUGCACGACUCCAGCAAGCCCCUGAACGGCUUCUCAUCGCUGGGCUUCGAGGCUGCAGAGAAACUGACAUCCGACAUGCAGGAUGGUGACGUGCUCGUCCUGCAAGCCCGCCCAAACCGCCCCUUCGAGGGAGGAUCCACCGCCCUUGGCACACUUCGCUCUCUUAUCUACAACGAGUCUGUGGCGGCCGGAUACAUACCUGUGGACCCAUCUUUCAAGUUUCUUUGGGUCACGGGCUUCCCGCUAUUCACUCCGGCCAACGAGGGCACGACGGACCCUGGCCAGGGCGGAUCGGCAGGGUUCUCAUCAACACACCACCCCUUCACGGCACCUCUCACGUCCCAGGACUUUGAGCUCCUCGCUACGGACCCGCUGCGUGCCAAGGCGGACCACUACGACCUCGUGCUGAACGGAUGCGAACUUGGGGGCGGAAGCCGACGUAUCCACGUGGCUCACGUCCAAGAGUUUGUCUUUCGCAGCAUUCUCAAGAUGACCGACGCCGGCGUCGCGCAGUUCCGCCACCUGCUCGAGGCGCUGAGGGCUGGAUGCCCACCGCACGCCGGCUUCGCUCUUGGCUUUGAUCGCCUCGUGGCCAUGCUGAGCGGCACCGGGUCAGUAAGGGACGUGAUUGCGUUCCCCAAAUCCAUGAAGGGUGAGGAGCCGUUCGCCGGGAGCCCGAGCUUCAUGACUGAGGAGCAGCUCGAGACGUAUCACCUGAGGUUGAGGGAUGGAAAGCCCGUAAAGCCCUGAUCUUGGCCAUGAUGGAAGAGAACCUUCUCCCGAGGACGGUGAAUUGUACAAAACCUUCUCUUGUCGAGCAUGACAUUUUUAGUUAUGUGUAGUUUUAUUGUUCCACUCGAGAAAGCAUGUACUAUAGUUUGAUUGUAUAUAGACUCGGAAGGAUGCUGUAAUACAGUUAGUUGCCU
Molecule: messenger RNA, 2363 nt
Organism: Pyricularia grisea
Lineage: Eukaryota; Fungi; Ascomycota; Sordariomycetes; Magnaporthales; Pyriculariaceae
Exons: 4
Coding region: 1-2187 (728 amino acids)
Biological process (GO): aspartyl-tRNA aminoacylation
Cellular component (GO): mitochondrion; cytoplasm
Molecular function (GO): ATP binding; aspartate-tRNA ligase activity
Source: RefSeq, a predicted model, not a curated record